This is a messenger RNA of Spirometra erinaceieuropaei, 1255 nucleotides long. Lineage: Eukaryota; Metazoa; Platyhelminthes; Cestoda; Diphyllobothriidea; Diphyllobothriidae. The record is from the annotation of a GenBank genome assembly.
AUGUCCACUGCUGCUGAACAGAAGCUGACUCGGCGCGAGGAAUAUCUGUUUAAGGCUAAGCUCGCUGAGCAGACCGAGCGAUAUGAUGGUACGUUUUCUUAGAUGGAAUUUAUGCUUUUGCAGAUAUGGCCGUCUGGAUGCGUAAAAUCGUUGAACUCAACGAUGAAAGUUCUCCGGAACUCACUGUCGAAGAACGCAACUUGUUGUCCGUAGCAUACAAAAAUGUGAUUGGUGCUCGUCGGUCGUCUUGGCGCGUUGUGAGUGCCAUUGAACAGAAGGAAGAAAGCCGAGGGAAACAAGAGUGCUGCAAAAAUAUCAAGUAUGCCCGAGAGCAAGUCGAAAAGGAGCUGCGCGAAAUGGCUGCAGAGAUCCUUGAUCUACUGCAGACCAAAUUGAUUCCCCAUGCAAAGACAGCAGACUCUAUUGUGUUCUAUUAUAAGAUGUAAGUUUCUUGGUUGCUGAUAUUGUGUUUCAGGCAAGGCGACUACAACCGAUAUUUGGCCGAAAUCGCCACGGGUACCGCGCGUGAAGAGGUCGCGAAGCGGAGUUUAGAUGCUUAUUCCCAAGCCACUGAUAAAGCUACUACCGAGCUUCAGCCGACUCACCCCAUUCGUCUUGGUCUUGCGCUCAACUUCUCCGUGUUCCAUUAUGAGAUCAUGAACAGUCCGCAAAAGGCCUGCGAUAUUGCCAAACAUGCUUUUGAUGAUGCAAUUGCGGAACUUGAUACCCUUAAUGAGGAGAGCUACAAGGACUCGACUCUUAUUAUGCAGCUCCUCCGCGACAACCUGACUUUGUGGAAGUCCGACCUAGACACCGAUGGUAUGUCACCCCGUUUUACUGAUUGCUUUCAUUCUAGAACCCGAGAGGAACUCCCCGGAGGGUGACAAGCGAGAAUAGCCUAAGGAUUCCUGACGUGGCUGGUAAUACGAUUAUGCUUGCACCUCAAAUCUGCAGGGCACUUACCAUAUUUUCCUGCUUACUGCGCAUUUUGUCAGUUGAGCAGACAUCCCCACAACUGCUCACCGGUGAAUCAUGAGAUAAACUGGACAGUGUGUGUUGUCUUAAAGUUUCGUUCUGCCCCAGGUUGUCCCAUCAAAUGCCUCAUACUUUUCCUUCAGAACACUUCUCCCUACCUAUCAGCUUUGAUGUAACGUCUGACUUUCCAAUUACAUUAUCCCAACAAUCGACAUGUCUUAAAGAAUCGGGGUUUACUCACUCUGGGUGUCGGACGUCCCGGCUUGAGCACAGCACCUGA